This is a messenger RNA of Pleuronectes platessa (European plaice), 4294 nucleotides long. RefSeq names its product erythrocyte membrane protein band 4.1 like 5 (gene epb41l5). Bases 187 to 2556 code for a protein of 789 amino acids. The record is from RefSeq and is a predicted model, not a curated record. Gene Ontology annotation, molecular function: cytoskeletal protein binding. Gene Ontology annotation, cellular component: cytoskeleton. Lineage: Eukaryota; Metazoa; Chordata; Actinopteri; Pleuronectiformes; Pleuronectidae. The transcript is spliced from 26 exons.
UUGUUGUCGGGAGGAAAUGACCCCGCAGCGGUGACGAGCCGCAGCGAACACGAGAAACAGGGUCGCGAGCGCACUUCGAACAACAUGGAGGCGUCCCGGCUCGGUGCUUAGCUCCUGUGAUGGUUUUCCGGUGAACUGGUGCGAGCACGACGCGGUGUGGUACUGUGACCCUCCCUCUCCCCCAUCAUGCUGAGUUUCCUGCGCAGGACGCUGGGGCGACGCUCCAUCCGGAAGCAUGCAGAGAAAGCCCGGUUAAGGGAGGCUCAGCGAGCCAUCACACACAUCCCUGCUGCAGGGGACGCAAAGUCCAUCAUCACCUGCCGUGUGUCCUUACUGGACGGGACGGACGUCAGUGUCGAGCUGCCGAAAAAAGCCAAAGGUGAGGAGCUGUUUGACCAGAUCAUGUAUCAUCUGGACAUCGUAGAGAAGGACUACUUCGGACUGCGCUUCAUGGACUCCGCACAAGUGCCGCAUUGGCUCGAUGUAACGAAAAGUAUCAAAAAGCAAGUGAAAAUCGGUCCACCAUACUGCCUUCACUUGAGAGUGAAGUUUUACUCCUCAGAACCCAACAACCUGCACGAGGAGCUCACCAGAUACCUAUUUGUGUUACAAUUAAAGCAAGACAUCCUCAGUGGCAAGCUCGAAUGCUCCUUUGAAACAGCGGUGGAGUUGGCUUCCUUCUCGUUACAGGCUGAGCUAGGUGACUGUGACCCAUUAGAACACAAUGCUGACCUGGUGACAGAAUUUCGCUUCGUCCCCGACCAAACAGAGGACGUGGAGCUGGCUAUAUUUAACGCAUGGAAAGAGUGCAGAGGUCAGACUCCGGCCCAGGCUGAGAUCAACUACCUGAACAAAGCAAAGUGGCUUGAAAUGUAUGGAGUGGACAUGCACAUGGUCCAGGCGAGAGACGGUAAUGAGUACAGUCUGGGUCUGACACCCACUGGAGUUCUGGUGUUUGAAGGAGAAACAAAGAUCGGCCUCUUCUUCUGGCCCAAAAUCACCCGACUAGAUUUCAAGAAGAGCAAAUUGACCCUUGUGGUCGUGGAGGAUGACGAACAGGGUAAAGAGCAGGAGCACACCUUUGUCUUCAGGAUGGACCAUCCCAAGGCCUGCAAGCACCUGUGGAAGUGCGCCGUGGAGCACCAUGCUUUCUUCAGGCUCAGAGGGCCAGUGCAGAAGAACUCUGCGAGCUCCGGCUUCAUACGCAUGGGAUCACGCUUCAGAUACAGUGGAAAAACCGAGUAUCAGACGACCAAGGGCAACAAAGCGAGGCGGUCAGCCUCCUUUGAGAGGCGGCCUAGUCGACGUUACUCAAGGAGAACCAUGCAGCUCAGAGGUCACGGAGGUCAGGACAACCCUCGUAGACCAUUCAACACACAGGAAGCUCUUUCCUCAGGCAAUGGAGUCAGCUCCAGCAAAGAGAACAAGGCUCCUACCAGAAGUGCUUGGUCGAGUGUGCCUGUGGUCACCCCAGUGGCUGCUUCUGUCUGUGGACCAAUGGAGAUCGAGUCCCUGCCCAGGAGUCCUGGAGUGGAGAAAAGGAGUGGGCCCGUGGCUGCUGACCUGAUGGAGACCUGCGUUGAUGAUGUCCUCGCGGCUCCCGUUGUUCCACCGGUGACGACCACAGAGGAGGCGGGACCGAGCAAUGCCUACGCUGCUGCCGCCAGCGUCGCAGCAGAGGAUCCACUCAGCCUCGCUGAAGCAGCAGCUCGUCUGAAGCAGCUGGAGUUGGAGAGCAGUCCAGUUCUUGCUCCGCUGAAAAACGUCAAUGUCAAUUUGGCCAUGAACAACCAGGAGGACGUGGUGAAGCUCUCAGAGAAGUGUGGCCUGAACAGCGCUGGCAGUAGUCCUGUUGUUACUCCACUGCGCCUCCCGGAGGAUCUGAAGAGUAACAUCCUAAAAGCACAAGCUGAGGCUGCGGCCCUGAAGGGGGCUGUGGAGGAACACGGUGCAAUGGUUGGAGAUAAAAACUGUAACUUGCAGGAAGCUUCUGCCAGGUUGAAUGUGGGCACAGGGCGACUGGGCAGUAACUCGUCUCUCUCCGUCAGCAGCCGCCCUGACACCCAGGACUCGUGGGACCUGCUGAAGACAGCUCCACUGGUCUCGUCAGCAGGAGCCAGUGUCGAGAGGUUAGCUGAAGAUUUAAUCCCCUCCGUUCCCAAGAACCCGUCAGAGUCUGCCGGCGAAGGCUCAGCUCCAAAGGUUACAGCAGAUGAAGUAGACCUGCCCAGCGCUGCGCCGCUAUCUGACAACCUGAUCGACUUCACCGACCCGACUCCUGCACUCCCCCCAGUGCAGCAGCCAAAACCAGUCAUCACACCUCGCUGGAUUAUUCCAACAACUGCUCAUCCCGGCGUCUUUACUAACGGCCUGCUCGACCUUGACCCCCAUGCUAAGGUCACCCCUCUUCUCCCUGCAGACGGGGGAGCGGCUCUCACCCCAGCCCUCCCCCACCUCGCUCACAAACGUAACAUCAACUCUGCCAGCAUUGGGGGUCAACCGCCAGCCUCGGACGAUGCGGCAAAACCCAGAGGUCUCCUGACCACUGAGCUCUGAUGAGGAAACGAGGAGAAGACCUUCAUCUUCCUGACUGCUCCCCCGUCUCAUCCCAUCACCCCCCCCCCCACACACACACACACACACAGGACAGCUGGAGUGGCUGAACACUGUGGGCUGAGAGGACUACAGGAAGGAGGAGGCAGCUGACAGGCACCACAGUGUCCAGAACCCACACUGACACAACAUUUAGUUUAGUAAACCGAUUAACACAACAUUUAGCAGUUUAAAUCCCAUCACCCUGGAAGGUACAUUGUAUAACAGCACCAGCCACUGGCUUGUUUCAUGGAGGGUAGGUUGCCUCUUCUAGUGCUGCUCCUCCAUCCCUCCUCUCUCUUGUUUUAAACCACUGGACCCCCGCUCUGAGCUCUGAGCUCUGAGCUGCUGCGUUACACUGGAUCCAGGACAGAAAAUACACGUCUCUUAAAAAAAAAAAAAAAUGUUGAUUCUAAGAGAUGAAGCAGCACCUGGGCUGUUCACAUGAUGAAACACGUGGAUAUGAUGCUGUAAUGAACUUGUAGCACACUACAAUAUUAUUUUUUUCCCUUUUUGAAACCCAGACAAUUCUACAUGUGAAAUUUUCCACUGGAUAUAAAAAUUGCGGCAACACUGGACCUUGAGAGAAUUCUUGGACGAUGAUGAUGAUGAUGAACUUUCUUUUUUCUUUUUUUUUUACCCUGCUCUUAAACGUGUCUAUUUUUACUGUUUUUAUGUGACAUCUGCACAUGUUGGUUCCAGCGUUACGAGGGAACCAACUUCUCAAACUCCCCUCAUGGGUUUUUAAUAUGAAGUUUCAACAUUUUGUCCUAUCAUUUAGUUUUCCUCUUCAAGACACUUUCGCUCAUGACUGGAUUUUGUAUUCCUCCCCACAUUAGUUUUAAAUGUAAAUGCAACAUGUCCUUUGCUGGAUUACAUCAUGGACAGUGUGUCCAAUGUGUGAGUCAUCUUAUGUUAAUAACUGAGUCUACUAGACAGUAUCUCCAUCCUUUUAUAGAUGGUGACUGCCAGUAUUAACAUGCUGUAGCUAUUACCCUGCCUUAUGUAAAUGAGCGUAUUUCAAAAUGUGUCAUCUUAUCAAUGCUGGAGAUGCCAUAGAACAAAUCUAUCACUUUCUGUUGCUGAUACGUGGAGAACCUGGAGGAGAACUUUUGUACAUGUGGGUAAUUGAGGCCUAACUCUACACGUUGUUAAUGACGUCUGUCACACUGACUCCUAAAUGGUAGCGUUGUAGCAUUUCUAAGAAAUCGACCACAUGGGCCACGUGAGUGUGGAGCCUCGUUCAAGUUGUGUGUAGUUUUUGUUAGUGCGAUGUUACGUCUCCAUCAAGGGAAGCCGACUCUCUGACACUGUCUUCUUAGCCAUGACAGUUUAUUUAUGCUACUAUCUCCGUGUCAUUGUUUCAAAUAUUACGUGUUGUCCACAAGUAUUGUAGCGCUCAGUUGCAAAAUGUAUCGUCGGUGUAAUGGCGCCACCUGGCUGUAGAUAUGAAGUAGACCUAUAUAUAUUAUUUUUUCUGAAAAUGACGUUGGCAGUAUUGUUACUACGUGUUAAGAAGAAUUUCAGUAUCGAGGUGUUUUCUAAUUACAAAAGAAGUAGAAACUGUGUUACUGAUCAAACUGAAUCGGGGGGGGGCACACAGUGUGACAUCUCAAAUGCAUUUUUAUAUAAACUUUUAUUGUAUAUUUUUUUUUCUUGGAAUACCUUCAUCAUCUUUCAGUAAAGCUUUGCUACAGUAGGA